GUCAUUUCCAUUUUGUUUUUUUCUUGUUUCGACAGCCAUUUUGAAGUCGCUCUGGCCGGUUGUGUAGAUUAAUUGGUACUUGUGUGUCAGUGAACGGUUAUUUACAGAGGAAAACCAUAGACACCACGUAAAGUACGUGGAGUUCCUUAAUUGUUUCGAGCAUGUCUAUAGAGGAUAAAGCAGCCUUAAAGGAGCUGGACGCCUGGAUUGAACAACUCAAUGAGUGCAAACAGUUGACAGAGAACCAAGUGAAGACGCUGUGUGAUAAGGCCAAGGAGAUUCUGGCCAAGGAGUCAAACGUACAGGAGGUGAAAUGCCCCGUGACGGUGUGUGGGGACGUGCACGGCCAGUUCCACGACCUGAUGGAGCUGUUCCGCAUCGGGGGCCGGUCCCCCGACACCAACUACCUCUUCAUGGGGGACUAUGUGGACCGAGGCUACUACUCGGUCGAGACCGUCUCCCUCCUGGUCGCGCUCAAGGUGCGGUACCGGGAGCGGAUCACGAUCCUGCGGGGCAACCACGAAAGCCGGCAGAUCACGCAGGUGUACGGCUUCUACGACGAGUGCCUGCGCAAGUACGGCAAUGCCAACGUGUGGAAAUACUUCACGGACCUGUUUGACUACCUGCCGCUGACGGCACUGGUGGACGGCCAGAUUUUCUGCCUGCACGGCGGACUUUCGCCGUCCAUCGACACCCUGGACCACAUCCGCGCUCUGGACAGGCUCCAGGAGGUGCCUCAUGAGGGCCCGAUGUGCGACCUCCUCUGGUCCGACCCGGACGACCGUGGUGGCUGGGGCAUCUCUCCGAGGGGGGCGGGCUACACCUUUGGCCAGGACAUCUCGGAGACCUUCAACCACAGCAACGGACUAACCCUGGUCGCACGAGCACAUCAGCUCGUCAUGGAGGGCUACAACUGGUGCCAUGACCGGAAUGUCGUGACCAUCUUCAGCGCACCCAACUACUGCUACCGGUGUGGAAACCAGGCAGCCAUUAUGGAAUUGGACGAUUCACUCAAGUACUCGUUCCUACAGUUUGACCCGGCACCGAGAAGAGGAGAGCCUCAUGUGACCCGCCGCACACCAGACUACUUCCUCUAAGCUGUACCUCUGCCCUAGAUCUAACAAGUCUGUCCGCUUGUCCAGUCUCCGCCCUCUCCCGUCUCUUGACCACCUUUUCCAGACUGCAGCCUCCUUCUGUCCCCCCUUCCCCGCACUCCCAGCCACAGUCUCUCCCCAAUAUAUGCACCCCAGGGAGCACUUUGGUUGCGCAACUCUGGCUCCGAAACGAUGCACGACGCUAAGAUGCUCCUGUCAUUUCAAGACUGGCCACCAUUUUUUUCAUUAACCCUCCCCCUUUCUUUUUUUUUUUUUCUUUGUCAUUUCUGCUUUCCACUUAUUUGGUAGCCGACCCGAGUAGUGAAACACCAUGUUGCUUUCGAAGAUGUCGCGAAGUCUCGCAAACGCUUGUCGCGACGUGUCCGAGAACGCCGCGCAACGUCGAGCGGAGCAACUGCAUUUUUUUGGGGCGAUGCGAGUCCUGCCCGGCAACACCAAGACAAAACUGUGCGCUCGAGAGUCUGUCAUUCACCCUGCGUUUACCGCAAGAACUCCCUUUUCAUAUCAUGACGUUUGUUUGUUUGGGUUUUUUUCUUUUUCGAGUGAGGAAGUGCAUUUGGGCGUUUCGGUGUUGCGACCGGGCAGGGCCCAAGCGAAAGAAGUGUCGCGGCGUUUCGAGGGGAAACCACCGCUGGCAAGGUUUUUAAGGGACAAACGGGGAGGUCUAGAAAUUUGUAACAUUAGGAUAGGCCGAAGGACUGGAGACCGUAGCUCGGAAACCUCCGCUAAAGUACCCGGGAGCUGCUCCUUGUUGUGUGUGUUUGUAGCAGUACUCUUAUUUAUUGCGCAUAGUUUCCAAAAGGAUAGAAGGUCUUUGGUCUCGGCACGAGGUUUGUGCCGUGCCUUCGACGUCUUGGAAGAGGGUGCUCGCAUCGACGCGUCUUGGGCAUUUUUUUUUUGCGUCUGCACGUGCAGCCUCUUUUUUUAGCGGGUGAGCGGGAUUCAAAUGGAGGUUACCCUGUGUAGCAAAGGGGAAACUUGGGCAGAAUUUCUCGUGGCUGCGUUUAAAGCUUUUUUUUUUUUUUUUAGCACCUCCUUUGCGAGGCGAGGCACCUGAAAUACGGGAGGGAGAAGGCAAUAAAAUAUUUGUGCAUCCUCGUGCUAUUCUCUUUGUCUCGGGGCAUUUCCGAAAUUUUCUGCGCGAGACUUUCGAAUAAAGGCUCUUUUUUUGGCUUCUUUUAGUAGGUCGGUUCGUUGUGCAAGCACAUCGCACUAGUUUCAUUUCCGAUUGAGGUGCAGGGGUAAAGAAGCAAAUUAGAUUCUUAAACAAUGUGAUCUUAAACUGCCGGAAUAUGGCGACACCCUGAAAAAUUUUGCCAGUGCAGUACGUUCCAUAACUUGGCACAUUUAAAGUGCACCACAGAGAAGUGAUACUCGACCGCACGUCCGUGCAAUGCUCGGAGACAUCGAUGGCCCUAAUCGGGACACUUUGUGAGAAAGUCUGCGAGAAAUCUGGCAGCUGUGAUUGGCCAACGGUGCACUUGACCUCGGCGCCGGCCAAUCGUAGUCGCCAGAUUUCGCAAUGACUUUUCACCAAGUGUCCAGAUUAGGGCCCCAGACGGGCAGGUGUGGGGAUCGAACCCAGGACCUCUUGGUUCCGUAGCGCAAGCUUUCUCUCCAAGUGCUCUGAGCUGCGGUGCACUGUAUUCACUGACAAUGGCAGGGUGCGUCUUUCGAAUGCCCAGCUUUCAGCAUGCACUUCGUGCCUUCAACUGUGCUUUGGCUUCACGAGUGCGCGAUACAUUGAAGCAUUGUCGAAGGUAGAACGCUGGCGCUGGAGACUGGACAACUGAAGCCCUUCCCUGCCGUUAUCACCUUGUGAGUGACUGUAACGCUCGUCUGCCAAUUCCCCUGAGCUGCAGAAAGAAUGCAGUUUGUGUUCUGUUUACUGCAAGAGAGAAAGAGACGCUAACAGCUACAUGACAGUUCUCCAGGUUUUGUUGUAGGGCCUACGAUUUGUUUUUUUCUUUUUCUUUUCAAUCUUGAAGUAAUGGUACCAAGCUUGGAGCACUACAAUAAAAAGGAUUCUGGAUGUACCUCA
Messenger RNA from Ixodes scapularis (black-legged tick), 3156 nucleotides. RefSeq names its product serine/threonine-protein phosphatase 2A catalytic subunit beta isoform (gene mts). The transcript has 6 exons. The record is from RefSeq and is a predicted model, not a curated record. Gene Ontology annotation, biological process: peptidyl-serine dephosphorylation; mitotic cell cycle. NCBI's taxonomy places the organism in Eukaryota, Metazoa, Arthropoda, Arachnida, Ixodida, Ixodidae. The coding region runs from base 162 to 1097 and encodes 311 amino acids. Gene Ontology annotation, cellular component: cytosol. Gene Ontology annotation, molecular function: protein serine/threonine phosphatase activity.